AAGUUAGACAAUUUAUUUCAUACGGUUACCAACUAAAAAAGUACCAAGAGCUAUUAAAAAUGGUUCGUGUGGGCAAGAAACAUUUGGAAAUCGCCACCGCAUUCCUGUCUUCAGCCGGAGGGUUCGGCGGUGCUGCUUUUGUAACGCUCCUAUAUUUCACGGACUGGAAAGUAUUCGUCGCAAAUAUACCCUAUUACAACGGAAAGUUUAAGGGACUCAAAGAGGAGGAGUGAAUAUUAAGAAGGUUGUUCCUAAAACUGUAUAGUUAAUUUAUUUGUGUAAACUGUGAAUUGGUGACUAUGUAAUUAUAUCUUAAAAGUUUCAAAUUUAUGAGUAUUAUUUUAUCUGUACCCUGACAAACCAAUUGUAAAAUCUUAGAUUCUCUCUUAGUAUGUGUACUUCCAAAACUUAUAAUUUAUGGAGACCCCUACUGCUAUUUGUAAUUACUAUUCUAAGCUGUUCAUUUAAUGAGUAUCAGUAAGAAUCAAUUGCAAGAAAAAUUUAAGCACCAGUAUCAUAAACUUAGAUGUACCAUAUACGAGUUAUCCUGUUUAGAUUUUAAAUAAAACUUGAAAUUCAAG
Bombyx mori (domestic silkworm) is the source of this 581-nucleotide messenger RNA. It is a transcript of the gene Uqcr11, whose product is annotated as ubiquinol-cytochrome c reductase, complex III subunit XI. NCBI's taxonomy places the organism in Eukaryota, Metazoa, Arthropoda, Insecta, Lepidoptera, Bombycidae. The transcript has a single exon. The record is from RefSeq and is marked provisional. Bases 60 to 233 code for a protein of 57 amino acids. Gene Ontology annotation, biological process: mitochondrial electron transport, ubiquinol to cytochrome c. Gene Ontology annotation, cellular component: mitochondrial inner membrane.